AAGUCUCACCCCUGACAUGGACCCUAUAUAGCAUACAUAUAUACAUAGUAACAUUGUAUUUGCUAUAUUCGGACGUGUUUCAUUACAGAACGCAACAUAAGUUCUGAAUGGCCACUGUCCAAGAAACACAAAACUCACAUUCAUCGACUACUAAAAAUGAACAUCUACCAUUAGUUUAUUACCAUCGAUCACCAAGUUUCAACUUCUCCAUAAAUCAAUGGCUCGAACCCAGCUUCCGGCUUCUCGAACCCGAUCACCCGGAAUUCUCUUCUCUUUCUCAAACCGUCAAGGCCCUUGUGGUUGUGGGUCCCACUCCACUCACCGGAGAGACUCUCGACAAGCUUCCGGGUGUGGAGAUAGUGGUGGGUACCAGCGCCGGCGUGAACCACAUGGAUGUCGCUGAGUGUCAUCGCCGUGGCGUCAAAGUCACCAACGCCGGAGAUGCUUUCUCUGAAGAUGUUGCCGACUAUGCUGUUGGCUUGUUGGUUGAUGUUCUCCGGCGAGUUUCUGCCGCCGAUCGUUUUGUUCGGGCUGGCUUGUGGCCACUUAACGGAGUCUACCCUCUUGGUUCUAAGUUAGGGGGCAAGGUCAUUGGAAUCAUCGGACUGGGAAGAAUCGGCUCUGAGAUUGCCAAAAGGCUGGAAGCAUUUGGUUGCGUAAUCGCCUACAAUUCAAGGAACAAGAAGCCGCAUGUUUCAUACCUGUUGGGCCAUAGCCCAUGUAAAGAUAAGACUUAAUAGAAAGCCCAUAACCGAUGUAAGCCCAUAGGCAUAACACGUGAGCAGCACGUAUGACAACUAGUAUAAAUAUGAUGUAACUACACCCGGAAAAGGGGUUGGAUAAUAG
Messenger RNA from Daucus carota subsp. sativus, 846 nucleotides. RefSeq names its product glyoxylate/hydroxypyruvate reductase HPR3-like. Gene Ontology annotation, molecular function: glyoxylate reductase (NADPH) activity; hydroxypyruvate reductase [NAD(P)H] activity; NAD binding. Lineage: Eukaryota; Viridiplantae; Streptophyta; Magnoliopsida; Apiales; Apiaceae. The record is from RefSeq and is a predicted model, not a curated record. The transcript has 2 exons. Bases 108 to 737 code for a protein of 209 amino acids. Gene Ontology annotation, cellular component: cytosol.